Molecule: messenger RNA, 1521 nt
Organism: Linum trigynum
Lineage: Eukaryota; Viridiplantae; Streptophyta; Magnoliopsida; Malpighiales; Linaceae
Source: the annotation of a GenBank genome assembly
AUGGCGUACCUCCUCUGGUCAUGGUGGUGGGCAGCCACACUUUCAGCAGCAGCCAUGGCUUUUUGGUUACUCCAAACCAUAAGAAAACACAACUUGCCGCCUGGUCCACGUGGGUUACCAAUACUUGGGUACUUCCCCUUUCUGGGUACCCAUCUCCACAAGACGUUCACGGAGCUAGCCCAAGUUCACGGCCCCAUCUACAAGCUCUGGCUCGGUCAGAAAAUCUACGUCGUGAUCAGCUCGCCAUUGCUUGCCAAACAAAUCCGUGACAACGACGUAGCGUUUGCAAACCGUGAUCCGGUAAUCGCGUCCACUGUCCUAACAUAUGGUGCAAAUGACAUCGCUUUCUCCCCCUAUGGCCCAGAGUGGAAGAAGCUGCGGAAGGUCUUCGUGCGUGAGCUGUUGAGCAACUCGAGGCUUGAUGCUUCCUACGUGGUUAGGAAGCAGGAAGUGGGAAAAGCUCUUGCGGAUGUGUACUGGAAGAAGAGAGGUGAGGCUUUGGACUUUGGGCAGUUGGUGUUUACGACUAUAUCGAACACCAUCCUGAGCAUGCUUUGGGGGAGCACCAUCCACGGAAAGGAAGGGGAGAAGUUCUUUUCCAGAGUUAGAGAGUUGUCGAGUGAGUUUGUGGCGCUUCAAGGAGCAGCCAAUGUCUCGGACUACAUUCCAGGACUUGCUAGGUUUGACCUGCAAGGUAUAGAACGGAAAUCCAGAAGGGUGUUGGAAGUACUUGAUGGAAUCUUCUGUACUGCAAUUGAUCAGAGACGGAAGAAGUUAGUCGAAAAGGCAGAGAAAGAGACAACAAAGGACUUCUUGCAGAUUUUAUUAGAGCUUAAAAGCCGUGGAGAUGAUGCUUCAUCCAUCACAGAAAACCAACUCAAGGGCAUUCUCAUGGAUGCUAUAAUCGGAGGAACAGACACAACAUCGACGACAAUAGAAUGGACAAUGGCAGAGCUGAUGCAACAUCCAGAUGCAAUGCAGAAGGUGAUCAAAGAGCUAGAUGAGGUAGUAGGAAGAAGCUAUGCUGUAGAGGAGUUCCAUCUCCCCAAGUUAUGCUACCUAGAUGCGGCUAUCAAGGAGACAUUCCGCCUGCAUCCCACAGUUCCCAUUCUAGUGCCCCGUAGCGCCAGAGGGGACUGCGACCUUGGCGGAUACACCAUUCCUAAGGGAGCCACAGUUGUCAUUAACGCUUUUGCAAUCCAAAGGGACCCAUAUCUCUGGGACAGUCCUCUGGAGUUCAGACCAGAAAGGUUUCUGGACGAGAAAGCAUCAAAGUUUGAUUACUUGGGUACUAGUUCACAGUAUCUCCCAUUUGGUACUGGGAGGAGGGUUUGUCCAGGGCUUCCCAUGGCGGAGAGGAUGCUGAAACACUUUCUGGCAUCGCUGCUCCACACAUUUGAAUGGAGACUUGCAUAUGGGACACAGAUUGAUUUAACAGAUAAAUUUGGAAUUGUCGUGAAGUUAGAGAAGCCGUUAGUUCUUGUUCCUACACCAAGGUUAGCCAAUCCUGAGCUGUACUAG